This is a messenger RNA of Myotis daubentonii (Daubenton's bat), 4643 nucleotides long. It is a transcript of the gene PUM3, whose product is annotated as pumilio RNA binding family member 3. Gene Ontology annotation, cellular component: nucleolus. Gene Ontology annotation, molecular function: mRNA binding. The record is from RefSeq and is a predicted model, not a curated record. NCBI's taxonomy places the organism in Eukaryota, Metazoa, Chordata, Mammalia, Chiroptera, Vespertilionidae. Gene Ontology annotation, biological process: regulation of translation.
CAUGGUGGGGGAGUUUAGGUCUUCUCUCCCUGGGAAUACAGCGCCAUUUCUGUUCCAUGUGUAGAAAACAGCGAAGAUUUAUUUAUAAGCAAGGGAGAAACAUGGUAGGCCCCGGUUGUCUUUAGAAAAGGCCUGUAAUUUGUAUUAUUGUUGAUUAUGUCAUUGGAGAUGAUCGAUAAUGGUUUGGGUUGAGGUGGUGGCAGUGGAGAUCAGAGGUGGAGGGUUAGAGGUGUUUUUAAAGGGGGUUGAACAAGACUUACCGCAGGCCUGAACGUAGCAGAUAAGUGAGAAGAUAAACCUUAGGUGUUUUUUGUUGUUCUUUUCCUUGAGUGGCUGAUGUGCCAUUGACUGAGAUGGAGAAGAAGAGGGUGGGGAAGAUGAGGAUUGUUUGGGUGUUGUUUGCGGUGGCGGUAAAGUUAAAGAAUUCUGUUUUGGACUUAGUAAGUGUAAGGAAAUAAAUGGAGGUGUCAGGUAGGCAGUGAGAUACACAAGUCAGGAUGGCAAGAGAAGUCCCUAAUGGAGCGAUAAUUUGGGAGUCUCCAGCGUAGAGAGCCCUGGGAUUGGAUGAGGUCACCUAGGAGAAGUCUGGAGAGAGCGGGCAAGAUUUGAUGCCUACAUUCAGAAGUUGGGUAUUCCAUGUUCACUGCUUUCAAAGCGUAAUGCUAAGUCUGCUGAAAGGAGUGAAAAAAGAUCAGUCCCAUGUCCCACUGUCUGUGGGAAAUCUCUGCUAUUACCCUUAACAAGGUAUAAGCUGGCUCUCAGCUCUGCGGCUCCCUGAACACUUUGCGUAUACUUCCGUUAUAAUGCUCAUAAAUGCUGCACUGCCGAUGAGUUGCCAUGAUGGAAGUCAAAGCAAAACAAAAAUUCACAGGAAAAGGUACAAAGACGUCACAAGAAAAAAACAGAUUUUAUAAGAACAAUGAUUCUGGUUCUUCAAAGACACUCCCAAGAAAAGUUGUUAAGGAAGGUGGACCUAAAAUCACAUCUAAGAACUUUCAGAAAAGUGCCACAAAACCAGGGAAAAAAGGUGUGAAACAUUUCAGGAAUAAACAACAAGGGGAUAAAAUACCAAAGAACAAAUCCCAGCAGGCAAAUAAAUUCAACAAGAAGAGAAAAUUCCAGCCGGACAGUAAAAGUGAUGAAUCAGCAGCCAAGAAACCCAAAUGGGAUGAUUUCAAAAAGAAGAAGAAAGAACUGAAGCAAAGCAGACAACUAAGUGACAGAACCAACUAUGACAUUGUUGUUCGGGCAAAGCAGAUUUGGGAGAUCGUGAGAAGAAAAGACUGUGACAAAGAAAAAAGAGUGAAGUUGAUGAGUGAUUUGCAGAAGUUGAUUCAAGGAAAAAUUAAAACUAUUGCAUUUGCUCAUGAUUCAACUCGUGUGAUCCAGUGUUACAUUCAGUUUGGCAAUGAAGAACAGAGAAAACAGGCUUUUGAAGAACUACGAGAUGAUUUGGUUGAAUUAAGUAAAGCUAAAUAUUCCAGAAAUAUUGUUAAGAAAUUUCUCAUGUAUGGGGGUAAACCUCAGAUUGCAGAGAUAAUCAGAAGUUUUAAAGGCCACGUGAGGAAGAUGCUCCGACACGCGGAAGCCUCGGCCAUCGUGGAGUACGCAUACAACGACAAAGCCAUUUUAGAGCAGAGAAACAUGUUGACAGAGGAGCUCUAUGGGAACACAUUUCAGCUUUACAAGUCAGCAGAUCACCCAACUCUGGACAAAGUGUUAAAGGUACAGCCAGAAAAACUGGAGCUUAUCAUGGAUGAAAUGAAACAGAUUCUAACUCCAAUGGCCCAAAAGGAAGCUGUGAUUAAGCACUCAUUGGUGCAUAAAGUAUUCUUGGACUUUUUUACCUAUGCGCCCCCAAAGCUAAGAUCAGAAAUGAUCGAAGCCAUCCGUGAAGCGGUGGUGUACCUGGCACACACACACGAUGGUGCCAGAGUGGCCAUGCACUGCCUGUGGCAUGGCACGCCCAAGGACAGGAAAGUGAUUGUGAAAACAAUGAAGACUUAUGUUGAAAAGGUGGCUAAUGGCCAAUACUCCCAUUUGGUUUUACUGGCAGCGUUUGAUUGUAUUGAUGAUACUAAGCUUGUGAAGCAGAUAAUCAUAUCUGAAAUUAUUAGUUCCUUGUCUAACAUAUUAAAUGACAAAUACGGAAGGAAGGUCCUGUUGUACCUACUAAGCCCCCGAGAUCCUGCACAUACAGUACGAGAAAUCAUCGAAGUUCUGCAGAAAGGAGAUGGAAACGCACACAGUAAAAAAGAUACAGAGAUCCGGCGCCGAGAGCUCUUAGAAUCCAUCUCCCCAGCUUUGUUAAGCUACCUGCAAGGUCACGCCCAAGAAAUGGUGCUAGAUAAGUCUGCCUGUGUGUUGGUGCCUUGCAUUCUGGGAGCUGCCAUUGGAGACACUCAACCUGCCAUGAAUGCCGUCGCCAGCUUGGCAGCAGCAGAACUGCAUCCUGGCGGCAAGGAUGGAGAGCUUCACAUUGCAGAACAUCCUGCAGGACACCUUGUUCUGAAGUGGUUAAUAGAACAAGAUAAAAAGAUGAAAGAAAACGGAAGAGAAGGUUGUUUUGCAAAGACGCUUGUAGAACAUGUCGGUACGAAGAGCCUGAAGUCGUGGGCUGGUGUAAAUCGAGGUGCCAUCAUUCUUUCUGGCCUUCUCCAGAGUUCUGAUCCAGAAGUUGCAAGCAAAGUCAAAGCUGGACUGAAAAGCCUGAUCCCCACAUUGCAGAAAAACAAAAGCACCAGCAAAGGAGUAGAAAUGCUGCUUGAAAAACUGUCUGUGUAGAUGGACACAAUUACCAAGAUGGAUCCAUUGUUUCUCGUCAGAUCUGUUUUCCCAGAGUGGAGAGAAGGGCUAGGGGCCCACCACACUGGUGAUUUGUGUACUCGGUGUAUGUGCUGCUGCUUUGUACAUGAAUUUAUUUAUAAAAUGCUUUCUAAAAAUGCCCUUUGAAAAAAAUUCCAGCCAUCUUCUUUAUCGUCUUGAGUAGUAAGUAAAUCGCAGUGUGAGGAGUGAUGUAAAGGGUUUAAUGGUCAGAUGCAGUGAGACCGACCAAAUACAUGUAAAGUGGUUGCAUGAGUUGCUUCAGGGGGAGACAUCCUUUGUGAGCAGCAGUCUGAGAAGGCUCCAUGGAGGGGGCGGGACUUGAGAGGGCCUCCGAGGAAAGCAGGAUGUAGAAAAGAAGAGCUAAAGGGAGUUUUGAGGGCAGUGAGGUGGGACUUAAUGGUUGUGAACUGAACUUCAGGAACUGUCCACCUUAGGGCCUGGAUGGAUGCAGAGAGGGGAGGGUAACCUGCAUCCAGGGCAGCCACAUUCCUAGCUGCCUUAUGGAUUGGGUUCCACUGUAGAUUUUGUUUGAAAGCUACUCGAGGAAAUUAGGGCUAAUAGGGAGAAUGUGCUAGUCAGUGGUCGGCAAACUCAUUAGUCAACAGAGCCAAAUAUCAGCAGUACAACGAUUGAGAUUUCUUUUGAGAGCCAAAUUCUUUAAACUUAAACUAUACAGGUAGGUACAUUGUUAUUAACUUAAUUAGAGUACUCCUAAGGCUUAGGAAGAGCCACACUCAAGGGGCCAAAGAGCCGCAGUUUGCCGACCACGGUGCUAGGUGAGUAAGGGGAUGAUGAUGGGUCGGGUUGGUAAGGUCCCGGUCACUGGGGAAAUCUGCCUGUCUUUGGGUCUGGGCUGUCCCUAUAAAUAGUUUCCUUUGAUGACGUUUUCUUCCUUGGGACUAUCCCUAAAGUAGUGGAAACAUAGGGUUUGAGUUAGGAAGUAGAUGCUAAUUUGUUAACAGUGCAGAAGUUUGAAUUACAUUCAGUUAGGAUGUUUAAAUUCUGUAACUGCACUUGGCUUUUAGCAGCAGAGCUUGGAAGGUUUGGUAGACCAUUCAAGCUCAAGUAGCCUGCUGUAACAUGAUGCCCCCUGGGGUCUGUCACUGUAACUACACUUGCUGGAGAAUUGCUGGGCCUUUCCUGACCAGACAACAGGGUCCCAGGACUACUCCCAGGACUUCACCUGCCACCUUCUCCUGCCUGGAACUUUGAACUCCACCCAAUGCAAAAAAGCUGACCCAUUCAUACUUCUCCUUGGCAUGAAGCCCCUUAACCCCCACUACCCAGACCCCACCAGUGUAAGGGUGGGGGUGGGACAGCUGGGGGAAUGGGAUGGGAGGAAAGGCAACAUCAGAACUUGCUUUUGUUUGAGUAAUACAUCGUCAGUUGUGUUUUCCAUAUAAAGGGCCCAUUCAGAAAGUGGGGGAACCUCACUCUUUUCUAUCUAUGAGACUAAAAAAAUAAAGUGACAUACAGAAUUUUAAAAGUUAGAGUACUGUAAAGUGUAUAAUAAAAGCUGCAAUCCUGCCUGGCCCUCCCCAGAAGCAGCUACUUCCAACUCAUUUAGCUUUGCUAAAUUUUUAAAUAUAUAGUUUUUGAUGGGAUUUUUUUUGAAGAUGGAGGGAUUUGUGUAGCAGUUAAGGCACUUUCUUUUGACUUCCUGUUAUGGGACAAUAUAGAUUAAGACUUUACCACUCCUGCCCCACUUUUUUUCUCUCCAUGUUCCCAGUAUAAUUGCAUCAUUUUUGAUAAAUCAGUUAUACUGACAUAAAUUGUGAAAUAUUCAAAUAACUAGUAAACUGUCAUUUCCUAAACCA